AAAAUGGCUGAAGGAGCGGGCAGGCGAGGAGUUCCAGCGAGCUCAACAGGAAAGGACGGGGGUCCGGACGCAGAGAUUACCGAGCUCCUGGCAGAUUGGAACGAUUUCAAGCUGCUGCAAUUGACGGACUUCUACCGGGACAGGUUGCAACAGGCGAUGGAAGGAGGGGUGCACGGAGUCAGCUCGGCGUUAACGUACGAGAAUCAGUUCAGUGGUCGGGAACAUCGGAAAGUUACUGAGCUCGCUGAUAAGGGAGAGCGAGCGGACAGUUCCAAACUCCUCCUGAACCUGGUGACGGAGAAAGGUUCCCGGGCCCGGAGGGUGAUGUGGGAAACCUUUGUGAAAAUGCGGAAUGGGGUCCCAAAGUUGGACAAAAUACUGAAAGAAAUACAGGAAUAUGGGUGUGUUCCGUCCGAUGGAGCAAACAUCGCUCAAGGUUUACCGGGGGUGACCAGUGAGCUGAAAGACGUUCAGCAGAAACACAAGGAGACUCUGCGGGCACAGACGGAAACACUGAGAGUGAACACCAUCCUGAUGAGGGAGAAGGUGAAGGUUUUCCAGCUGGUUGAUCGAUACGCUGAGCUCACGGUCAUUUCAACUGUUCGAGAUCGGACACUUGUGGAACAUGAGCUGCUGGUAAGAGGCCGGGACCAUGAGGAGUGGAGAGAGAAACAUCUCCGAGAAGAUCUGGAAAAAAUACGGACUGAUCAAUUGUUCCAGAGCAGCUUUUCCCGGAGUAAAUCCAAAUCUGGGUGUUCGGCUGCAGUGGCCGGAGUCCCGGGGAUCGGGAAAACAACAAUGGUGCAAAAGAUUGUUUAUGACUGGGCCACGGGGAAAAUAUACCAACACUUCCAGUUUGUCUUCAGUUUCAAAUUCCGAGAUUUAAACUCCAUUAACUAUAGAAUAAACAUGAGGGAACUGAUUCUGGAUCAGUAUCCUUACGUUGGGAAUAUUCUGGGAGAGGUCUUGAAGACUCCUGAGGGACUGCUGUUUAUAUUCGAUGGGUUGGAUGAAUUCAAGCACACAAUCGAUUUUUCUGACAGUCGGAGAGAAACAGAACCUCGGCACAUGUGCCCAGAUCCCGAGUGGCGGUGUGAAGUGUCUGACAUUCUGUACAGUUUAAUCCAGCACAAGCUACUCCCAGGGUGUUCAGUGCUGGUGACAACCCGUCCCACUGCGUUACAUUUAUUGGAAAAGGCGGAUAUCAAUGUCUGGGCAGAAAUCCUGGGAUUUGUUGGUGAGGAACGGAAGGAAUAUUUCCACAGGGCUUUUGAAGAUAAGACGGUGGCAGCAGCUGUUUUCAAAUACGUGAAGGAGAACGAGAUGCUGUACACAAUGAGCUACAACCCUUCCUACUGCUGGAUCCUCGGACUGGUACUGGGCCCCUUCUUCACAAAAAUAGACAGGGACCCGCAGCAAGUUCCCAAGACCAUCACCCAACUAUAUUCCUACUAUAUUUACAACAUCCUGAAGAACCACGGCCGUGAGAUUGAAAGCCCCCGUGAUGUGUUACUGAGGGUUGGUCAGAUGGCCUUCACAGGAGUGUCCAAGAAGAAGAUUGUGUUUACGGAUGGAGAUUUGAUCAAGUACAAUCUGCAACCUUCCCGGUUCCUUUCCGGGUUCCUGAUGGAACUUUUGGAGAGAGAGGAUUCUGGCCGGAGCGUGGUGUACACAUUCCCACACCUCACUGUCCAAGAGUUCGUAGCUGCACUCGCAGAAUUCCUUAAUCCAGAUCGCAGGGAUAUCCUGAAACUUCUCACUGAAGCCCACAGUACGACGGAUGGGCGAUUUGAGGUAUUUCUCCGUUUUGUUGCCGGUCUCUCCUCCUCAGGUUCAGCUCGGGGGCUGGCGGAGUUUCUGGGUCCAUUUCCCCAUCAAACAAUCUGCCGAGUGAUUGACUGGAUGAAGGAGGAAGUGAAACGUGAGAUUGCAAACACACGGAGUGAAGCUGGUAAAAGGAGACUCCUGAACACUCUGCACUACCUGUGUGAGUCUCAGAACCGUGGACUGGCUCAGUCAGCACUGGGAUUUGUGGAAACACUUUCAUUCCGUGGAUUGCGACUCUCUCCGAUUGACUGCGCCGUCCUGUCUGAGGUCAUUGGGCUCUGUGAUACAAUAGACCACCUCCAUCUGCAGGGCUGCCACAUUCAGUGUGAAGGGCUGCAGCGGUUGGGACCCCGGCUGCACAAAUUCCGGGUGUUGGGACUGGCGAUCAACGGCCUGGGAGAUUCGGGAGUGAAACUGGUGUCUGCGGCUCUGAGGGACCCGGAGUGUAAAAUACAGAGACUGCGGCUGGAGGGGAACCAUCUCACAGAUUCUGGCGCCGAUGAUCUCGCCUCCGCUCUCAGGGCAAACUGCUCACUGACGCAGCUGGACCUGGGAUCAAACUCCCUCACAGACACAUCUGUCCCUACUCUCCGCCGUCUCAUCCUGACCCGCCCGAGUCUGGAGUGGAUCAGGCUGCGGGGGAAUCGGUUCAGUCCGACCGGGGAGAAGGAAUUGAGGUCGUUGCAGGAACCCAGACCCGGACUGAACGUGGACCUGUGAACGUCCAAUGUACUGACAUCCCCGCCGCGGGAUUUGAUUAUAUUUGGCCGGUUUCCCGCCCUCCCCUUUAAACCCGCGCGCUACUGGUUUAAAUCCAAACGGCCGGAAUGGUUCCCAGCUGGAGAUGUGCGCGCCUCCUCCUGCUCUGACGUCAGGUGGAGACCUGAUCACACGUGAUCUGAACGCUACCAUGGAUAUCGGGGGCUGAUUGCACCCCAGUGGGGCCCUGGAGGAUUACAAAGACAGAGUGGUCCCGGGACAAAAUGGGACACGGGUGAUCGCAUUUCAUGUGCGGUGUGGAGUUAUGUCCGGGACACGACUGAUGACAUUCAGUGUUUCCGAGUGGGGCUCACUCUGGGACACCAGUGAUGUCAGUCAGUAAGACGGGGGUGGGUGUAAUUAGCAGGGUUACGAACCUUCAUGGUCACGUUGCUCAGAAGGCAGGGGGAGAAUUUUACGUCCAUCCAGCAGACUGUGUAUAUAGUCGUGAUAAUUUGUAAAAUACUUCAAUAGAUUACCAUCGACAUGCAGCGUUGUAGGACCCGGCCCGGAAGUGUGAUUUCUAAUAAUUGUGCUGUUCAGUUAAGUGAAAACAUUGAGCAUCCAGCAACUCCUUCUGGUGCGGAAGGAAGUUGAUGAAAGGAGCUGAUUGUUCAACCUGCCGCUCAUUGUCGCUUGUCUGUUAAUUGUGCGCGAAUGUCACUGAACUGUAAGCAGCUUCUUUUAACUGCACGUCAGAAAGCUACUCAGU
This is a messenger RNA of Pristis pectinata (smalltooth sawfish), 3298 nucleotides long. Its product is annotated as NACHT, LRR and PYD domains-containing protein 3-like. Bases 4 to 2547 code for a protein of 847 amino acids. The record is from RefSeq and is a predicted model, not a curated record. The transcript is spliced from 8 exons. Gene Ontology annotation, molecular function: protein binding. Gene Ontology annotation, cellular component: cytoplasm. Lineage: Eukaryota; Metazoa; Chordata; Chondrichthyes; Rhinopristiformes; Pristidae.